AUGCAAAGAAAAAGGCAAUAUGUUUAUGCUGAUCUGUUACUUGACUCCACUACUGGUGUGCUAAUACACUCAUUGAAGCUUCUGUCAUCUGACAGUGGUUUAAGAUUAUUAAUAAGUACAUUAACUUCAUUAUCAAUACAACUCAACAACUGUUGGCUAAUACUGACAUCCACUGAUGAGAAAUGUUAUCAUUUCAGUGGUAAUAUACCAGCUAACAUUGCUAAGCUACAGGCAUCACUAUUAAUACACCGUAAGCUGCACACUGGCUACAGUGUUAAGGUAUUGUAUGCAUUCAGCUAUGAUGAUGUGGGGAAACUAGUGAAGGAUCUUAUUGAACUGAGACUGAGUGAAGCACCAUUGGAAUGGAAUGAAAGUAGAGAAUGGCUAAAAGAGGAUUUCACACAACAAGAGUUAUUCCUUAUCUCAUUCCCUUGUAUAAACAGCUAUAGUGCACAGCUGAUGUUAAGAGGAAAGUGUCUAAAGGAUUUAUUGAUAAUGUCACUGGAGGAAUUGCAGGCUAACUUCCCUACACUACCAGUUAGAUCAUUAGAGAUGUUUUACAAGAUCUGUAAUCUUGAGUCUAGUGUCUAUUGUGACUUCAGUAACGAAGAACAGAAUGUUCCUCAAACACUCUCACCAUCACCUCACUCUUCACCACACCCACCGCUUAAUCUUUUUGGAACCGAUAUUGAUACCACAGACUGGAACAAAUCAGAACUUGAGAUGAUUCAUGCUAACACCUCAAAAAGACACAGAUCACUUCCUCCCCCCUCUUCCUCCUCUUCUAUUGCUCCUUUAUCUACAAAUACUACUAUCAUACCAACAGAUCAAUCAAAAGAUCCAUACCAUCAUUCAUUUAUAGAUCUCACUGUUAAUACUGGACUACCAACUAAUGCAGACCUGCCAAUAUCAUUAAGACAAGUUGACGGUGCACUUAUUAAUGAAACUGCUCAACUUCCUAUUAAUAAUUCACUGCCUAUGAACCUCACUGCUGAUGGUAGUAAUGUAUUAGACCAAUCUGCUAUUAAGGAUACUUCUCUUAGCAGUGAUAUAAAAGCAUUGCAGUCUACCCAUCAUAAUGAAGACAAAGAAUCAGGGAUUAAUUCACAUUUAUCUUUCCCUCCUAUCUCUCACUCCUCCUCUCGCUCUUUGUUACAAAGACGACCUUUUAAAUCUCUUGAUCUUGGCUUUGAUACAAGCAAUGGCUCUCAUACACCACUAGUGACCAAUGACAGACCAAUGGUACUAGGAGGAGGUAUACCAGUUGAUAAAAGGAUAGAGAGAAGGGAUAAGAGGCUGCCUGUACUAUUAGAGAGAGGUGUAAAGAGAGGCCCUUCAACACAUACUGGUCUUAUGUUAGAUACUGCAGCUCCAGUAGACCAUAGAUUAUCAUUAGAGAGAAGAGGUCUGUCAUUAGAAAAGGAGUUUUUAGUAAAUAAAAGGACACAGUCAAGUGGCGGACAGUCUUUAUCAAGUGAGACAUUAAUCCCAUCACAUAUCAGAUAUGGAGUAGCUACUAGAAGCUCACUGUCAAAUAAUGAUAGUCACCAAGAACAUAAUCUUCAUUCAUCAACCUUAAACAGUGUCCCUACUUUUGGUCACUCAUUUGAUAAUACAUCAUUCACCCAUUACUCCUCCUCUUUGUUCCCUCCAUCUUUCAAGGUACGUCGAAAGGAUACCUGAUAUCAGACUGAUAGGCAAACAAUAAUAUCAUUAAUGAUGAUUUAAUUAUUGACUGAUUAUCACUUAGUAACUAAUACUUAGUAAUCAAUCAUGCAGAUAUUAUUGUAAAUUUUAAGAUGUAUUUGAUACAAGA
Amphimedon queenslandica is the source of this 1816-nucleotide messenger RNA. RefSeq lists its product as uncharacterized. NCBI's taxonomy places the organism in Eukaryota, Metazoa, Porifera, Demospongiae, Haplosclerida, Niphatidae. Bases 1 to 1683 code for a protein of 560 amino acids. The record is from RefSeq and is a predicted model, not a curated record. The transcript is spliced from 9 exons. Gene Ontology annotation, biological process: resolution of meiotic recombination intermediates. Gene Ontology annotation, molecular function: ATP hydrolysis activity; single-stranded DNA binding. Gene Ontology annotation, cellular component: condensed nuclear chromosome.